Molecule: messenger RNA, 5984 nt
Organism: Salarias fasciatus (jewelled blenny)
Lineage: Eukaryota; Metazoa; Chordata; Actinopteri; Blenniiformes; Blenniidae
Product: trichohyalin
Exons: 24
Coding region: 218-5614 (1798 amino acids)
Source: RefSeq, a predicted model, not a curated record
UCCCGACGAGUCCUCCGGAAGAUUUUUUUUUCCAAAACUAUUUGGGUAGUUAGCCGCGGACAGAGAGGAAAACUAGCAGCUACGUGGGACUCGGUGCUCCCCGCGGCCCGGACUGACUGCGCGGUUUAACGGCGGGAUUAGCUCCGUCUGGAGCGGAUUAAAGCAACGGCUCGGUGUCGGUCGCAGCGGCUGGAGUGUGUGGGGUCAAGCUGGCAGUAUGGAGUCGCAGCUGCUGGUUGGCUGUCAGCAGGACCUGGCAGAGCUUAAACAGGAAGUUUGCAGGCUCCAGGAGCAGCUGGCAGAGAGCCGGGCGGAGAAGGAGGAGCUGGAGUCCAGGUGCAGAAUCCUGAGGGAGCGGCUCUCUCAGUUGAUGUCUCCGUCACUCGGCCGCUCCCUGCAGGAGGAGGACGAGGUGCAGAGGCAGUGGAAGAGGAGGAUGAGGGAGGGCAGAGAGAGGGAGGCGCGCCAGGCCCUGCUCAUCCACCGCCUGCAGAACAAGGUGUCGGAGUACAGAGAGAGAUGUCAACGUUUGGAGCUACAGAAUGAACAAACACAGCAGACGAUCAGAGAUGAGCACUGUGACUCGCUGGAGAGCGCCCUCAUCAGGCUUGAGGAGGAACAGCAAAGGUCCGUCAGUCUGCUGGGCACCAACACCGUCCUCCGGGAGCAACUCGUCCAAACAGAAGAGGCCAACCAGGCCCUGAGAGAGGAUGUGCAGAAGCUGACGGCCGAUUGGACGAGGGCUGUGAUGGAGGCGGAGCAGAGAGACGCCGAUUGGCUCCAGGAGAAGGAGAGUGGACGAGCCCAGGCUGUCCAGCAGCAGGCCGGCCUGAUGUCAGUCUGGAGGUCUGUGUCCGCUCUGAGGACCCACUGUCUCAAUGUGAGGACGGCUGCAGACAGAGAUUUGUGGCAGCUCCGGGCCGAGUUCUCCCGCCUCUCCUCCUCCAUCCUCUCCAGCUGGGACUCCAUCUCCUCCUCCGUCAGACUCUCCUCCUCACCAGAUCCUCCUCUGUCCUCCACCCUGGCUCUGCCUCCUCCACACCUCUCCUCCUCCACCUUGGGAACCUUCUGCUUAGGAGAGCUGCAGCACCAAGAGGAGGAGGAGGAGGAGGAGAGUCGGAUAUCUGAGCUGAAGCGCCUCCAUCAGGUUGAAGUGUCUGAUCUGCAGAGGAGGAUUGAGGAGCUAUCAGCGUCCCUGCAGGAGCACAGCAGCCAGAGGCUCCUCUCCAUGGAGGAGGAGGAGGAGGAGAGGAGUCUUCAGUGUGUGGCCCAGGCCGUCCUCCGGCUGUCCAGAGUGCUGGGCAGCAGCGUGUCCUCCGACAGCAUCGUCGGUCUGGAUCUCUCCUCGCUGCUGUCUGUCCUGUCCCAGGCUGAGAGCUCCCUCCAGAGGACAAAGGAGGAACUGCAGGGGGCGAAGCUUUAUGCUCAGCAGCUCAGUGAAGAGAAAUCGUCUCUUCAGAUCCAAGUGAAACAUCUGGAGAACGACCAGCAGCAGCUGCACACACACAACAAACACACACAGGAAGAACUCACACACACUGUGAGCCUGCUGAGCAGAGAGAAGGAGGUGUCGUCCUCCCUGCGUCUCCAGGUGGAGGAGGUCCAGAGGAGAGAGGAGGAGGUGCAGAGAGACAACCAGAGUCUGAGGAGAGAGAAGGAGCGGCAGGAGGAGAGGAGACUGGAGGAUUCUCUCAGAAGGGUGGACGUGUCGGACAGCGACGAGCUGCCAGAGAGAGAAACUCAUCUGAGAACAGAAAUCUACAGUCUGAAGGACAUGCUGCAGAGGGAGCAGCUGGAGAGACAGCGAGUGGAGGAAGAGUCCGCUGAUCUCAGAGAAGCUUUAAAGAAGUGCAGGGACAGCGUCCUGCGUCUCUCGUCCUCAGAGGACGUGCUGAGGAGGGAGGUGGAGCGUUCGGGGGAGGCAGUGGACAGACUGUGGGACUUGAAUGCUGCUCUGGCCUCAGACCGGACGGACUUAAACCACCAACUGCUGCAGCUGGAGGGCAGGUGCUGCGACAGCCAAUCACAGCUGCAGCCUUUGAGGUCAGAGGUCACGGCUCUGCAAAGGGACGUCCAGACACUCCAGGCAGACUGCAGUCAGCUCAGGGACCAGAAGGAGGCGCAGUCUGCGGUCAUCCUGCAGUUGAGGGAGCGUCAGUGGGAGCUGGAGAGGCAGAUGGAGGCAGAGCAGAGGGAGCUGGCCUCCUUACAGGAGGGGAGAGGAGGGGAUGCACGGCAGAUGGAGGAGCUGACCUCCCAGCAUGCCUUGGUGUGUGGGGAGCUGAAGGAGGCGCGGGAGCAGCUGCAGCAGGUGACAGAUGAGGUGCAGAGGAAGUCCAGAGAGGAGGAGCAGCAGCAGGAGGAGAACAGGAGGCAGCAGGAGGCGCUGGACGGUCUGCAGAGGAAGAGGGCGGAGCUGGAGGUGGAGCUACAGGAGCUCAGGGGGGUGUCGUCCUCCCUCCACCUGCAGCUCUGUCAGCAGCGGCAGCAGCUCGUCCAGUCCGAGGUGGAGAAAUGUCAGCUGACGGCUCACAUGGAGGCGCUGCAGCGAAUCAAAUCCACCCUGAAUGGGGAGAUCGAGUGUCUGCGAGGAGAGCUGCAGCGGGAAACGUCCCGCAGAGAGGAGGAGCAGCAGAGCAGAGAGAGGAGCGACGAGCAGAGGGAGGCGCUCCAGGAGGAGGUGGAGAGGCUGAAGAGCAGCCGGAGGCAGGAGCAGGAGGAGCAGCGGGAGGAGAAGGACAGCUGGGACCGAGAAAGAGGAGACCUUUACCAGCAGCUGGGCACAAGAGACGGAGAGGUGGAGGCGCAGAGGAGGUGCAUCGACGGACUGACGGAGGAGACGCAGCAGCAGCAGAGGGAGGUGGACAGACUGAGGGAGGCGGUGGCGGAGAAACAGCUGCUGAUGCAGCAGGCGGAGGAGGAGCUGGCGAGGAGGAGGGAGGAGCAGACUCUGAGAGACGGGGAGAUGGAGGCGCUCUGCGACCGCAUGGACACGCUGGAGAGAGAGAAGGAGCAGUGGAGGAGGAGAGUGGAGGAGGUGCAGCAGGAGAGCAAGAGGCUGAAGGAGGAGAAGGAGGAGGCUCUGGAGAAACUGACGGAGAGACGGGGAGAAGUGGAGCUGCAGAGGGUUCGACUGAACAUCGCCACGGAGGAGUGCAAGGAGGCGAAAGAGGAGGUGCUGCGGAGGGAGCGCAGCCUGGAGAGACAGAUGAGUGCCGUGAGGGAGCGGGAGGAGGAGGUGGAGUGGCUGAAGGAGCGCCUGAGGGCGGCGGAGGAGCAGCAGGAGGAGAGAGAGCGAGAGCUCCAGGAGGUGAAUCACAGGGCGGCGCAGAAGGAGGCGAGGGCGGAGCGGCUGGACGCGCUGCUGGAAGAAACCCGAGCACUGCUGGAGGAGGAGCGGCGGGAGUCCCGGGACAAAGACGGCAGGAUCUCCUCCCUGGGCAGAGAGGCGGAGGAGGCCCGGGCCCAGAGCGACGGGGUCCGGAGGAGAGCCAGGGACCAGGAGGAGGCCUGGAGGGAGCGGCAGGAGGAGGCGAAGGAGUGGAGGGAGAAGGCAGACCGGAGCAAGGCGGAGGCAACAAAAGUCAAGCAGCUCCUCUCGGAGCGAGACAAGGAGGUGCAGCAGCUGACAGACAGGCUAGAAGAGAUGGAGGAGGAGGAGGGGCUGAGGAGAAAGGAGGAGGAGAGGAGAAGGAGGCUGGAUGAUAAAGUGAGGGAGGAAGAGAGGGAGGAGCUGAGCAGAGCCAAGGAGCAGAGGAGGAGGCUGGAGGACAGGUGCAAUGAAAUGGAGAAGGAGGUGAAGGAGCAUGAAGAGAAAAGGAGGAGGGCAGAGGAGGAGAUGAGGAGGCUGGAGAGGGAGCGGCGAGAGAGGACGGAGGAGGCUGAGAGGAGUCGGCACAUCUGGACCGAGAAGAGAAGGGAACUGUCAGAGGAGCUGACGAGGACAGAGGAGGAGGCGACGGCUCUCAGAGAGGAGGUCCUGAGGGAGCAAAGGGACAAGGGAGAGGUCCUGAGGAGGUGCGAGGAGGAGGUGACGGCUCUCAGAGAGGAGGUCAGCAGAAUGCAACGACAGCAAGAGGCGCAAGGGGAGCUGCAGCAGGAGGAGUCCAGGAGGAUGGAGGAGGAGUUGAAGAGGAGCAGUGAGGCGCAGGAGGAGCUGAGGCAGAGCAAGAGGGAGGUGCUCACACUCAAAGAGCAGCUGAAGCAUGUGCAAAGCGAGGAAGAGGAGGUGCAGGAGGAGCUCAGCAAGAGGAGUGAAAAAAUAACGUCCCUCAUCGAGGAGAUACAAAGGGACCAGAGGCAGAAGGAGCAGGUCAAAGAGGAGUUACUCCAGUCUGAGGAGCAGCUGAGAGCUCUGAGAAGGGAGGUGCAGGAGGAGCAAUGCAGGAGUCAAGAGAAGCUUUCUGUUCUCAAAGAGGAAAUGGAAAAGGAGAAAAAGGAGGAGCAGGAGGAGUUAAUGACCAAAAUGGAAGACAUGACCAAAGAGUUAAGGAGGAGCCAGAUGGAGGUGUCGGCUCUCAAACAGGAGGUGCAGAAGGAGCACAGGGAGAAGGAGCAGACGGAGGAGAGACUCCUCACGACCGAGGCCGAUUUGGAAGCUCUGAAAGAGAAGCUGGAGAAGGAGCAGACAGAGAAGGAGGAGGCGCUGCAGGAGCAGAGGAAGAACCGUCAACAUGCAGAGCUUCUGAGAGAGGAGGAGCAGAGGAGACGGGAGGAGGAGCUGAGGACGAGCAGACGACACGCAGAGCUUCUUGGAGAGGAGGUGCAGCUGGAGCGGAGGAGACGGGAGGAGGUGCAGGAGGAGCUGAGAGGAGUGCAGCUGACUGUGGAGGUGAUGGAGGCGAACCUGAAGUCCCUGAAGAGCCAGGUGUGCGAGCGCAGCGAGUCCAGGGAGCGCGUGAAGCAGCAGCUGCAGGAGAAGGAAGUGGAGGCGCAGCAGAUGAAGGAGCGGCUGCGGGAGGCGCAGGGCGAGCUGACCACCCUGAGCGCUCGCCUGCAGGAGCUGAGGAGCGCCCUGAAGGAGGAGGAGCUGAGGAGCGCCGAGAAGGAGGAGGAGGUGGAGCAGCUCCGAGCCAGAGCCAAAGCCCUGGAGAGGAGGAGGAGCGAGAUGGUGGAGGAGUUACAGGCAGCACGGCGGGAGAAGGAGGAGGCUGAGGAGCGGUGGAGGCGCAGAGUGAAGGAGGUGGAGAAGGAGCCGGACCAGAAGGCUGUGCAGCACAGGCUGGUGGUUCUGCAGCGUCUGGUCGCUCAGCUGGAGCUGAAGCAGAAACGACUGAAGGAGAAGAUCCAACAGCUGAAAGGAGAGAGAGACGCACUGAGACAGUCCUCUACAGAGGCCACGGACGAGAAGGAUCUCAGGAGCAGACUGAUGGAGGCGGAGGACCAGAUCAGUCAGCUCCUCCUGCUUUUGGCUGCAGACCACCAGCAGAGGGCGGAGUUUAUCCACCAGUUCUCCAGUAACAGCCAAUGGCUGCUCUCCAUGAGGCAGCAGCUGGGCCAAUCGCUGUCCGCCGUCACACGCCAUCCGGUCCCGUCCAUCCUGGAGAGUGAGACGCAGCGAUUGGACCGCAGCCUGAGGGAGGAGGAGCUUCAGAUGUCCCUCAGUCAAUUGUGAGAGUCACCUUUCACUCUGUCACUUCUGGUUCCUGGUCCACACUCCGGUCCACACUCUGGUCCACAUUCUGGUCCGGACUCCUUGUUUGCUCUGGAUUAUACCUUUGUUGUAUCUGUAGCGAUCCAAAUUCGCCAGCCUGUGCUGGUCUUGAACCUCUUGAACUCUUAAUUUAUUUUUGUUAAAAGCUUUCAGAAUAUUUAAAGUCCAGUUUACCAAGUUUUACCAAGGACUCAGUGGAACGCCGUCCACCUUUUAGGUCAUUGGUUGUGAUGAACUCAAACCAAAAUAUUCAGUGUUACAUUUCUCACUGUGAGUCUGUCUUCUCUGAUGUUUUCUCAGUUCAUGAUCAUUAAAGUCUGUUUCAGACGCC